This is a messenger RNA of Hordeum vulgare subsp. vulgare (domesticated barley), 2351 nucleotides long. RefSeq lists its product as uncharacterized. Bases 625 to 2013 code for a protein of 462 amino acids. The record is from RefSeq and is a predicted model, not a curated record. Lineage: Eukaryota; Viridiplantae; Streptophyta; Magnoliopsida; Poales; Poaceae. The transcript is spliced from 4 exons.
UUGUGCCUUCGUUGGUAAGUCUAGCACCUGCACCCGAAAUAUCUCGCCCCCGGCCGAUCCGGGCCGUCCGUGGCCCGAUCCCACGGCCCCGAGCCGCCCAAACUACAUUCCAACGGAGUCACAUUACUGUUCUGGAAAGGCUGAUGAUACGCUUCCCAUUCCCAUCCCGACCGCUUCUUCGUCCCCCCCUCCUCCUCCUCCUCCCCCCCACUGCCACCCACCGCCGCCUGACCCGCUCGCCGCCUCCGCCCUCCCGCCGCCGGAGAGGGCGCAGCCCCUAGGCCCCUGCGCGCGCCUCCCAGCCCCUUGACCCCCUCCUCUCUCUCUCGCGCGCGCGUUUCGUCCCCCUCCCUGGCUUCAAGCGUCGCCGCGCAGCCGCCGCCGACCGGCGCUUCGAUCGGGAGUUCAGACUUGUGGCAUGCAGGUGACACUAUUUGACGCUCUCUGUCUCUUGACUUGGAUAUAACAAGUUAUCGUCGCUGCGAGUAAGCUUUAUUUGUCAAACAAAAAUAAGCUAGUAGUAUUUGCUCGUGAUUGGGCAAAUUAGUCAAGACGGGCGCUCUUUGCUGCGUGGCCGCUAGGCCACAUGGGACAAAGUCUAAUCCUGCUAGCAGAGACUGUUCCAUGGAUCCUACAGAGCCUCGUUGGCGGAUGAAUUCGAGCUUCUCUCCUCCGUCGCGGGGAUGGGACUGCAUGUACUCAUCAGACGGAUUGCCUCAUAGGACUCCUGAUGCUCCACACGAUCAUCCACCUUAUGUGUCAUCACUAUCAUCUCAUAGUAAAGGAAGUAGAAGUGCAUUUGGCAGUGACCAGUACCUGAAUCACCACCAUUCUGUAUCUGAUGGAGCACUUUCUUAUUUUGGUAGUCCUGUUGACAGCCUUCAGGCUCCACGCUGGACACCCUCUCUGCAAAGAUUUGAUCUUGGCGAGUUCUCUACUCCUGCAGGAGGACCAAAACCUGAAAGUUCCGAUCUCCAAUCCAGCGAGAGACAUUUAACUGCUGUGAGCAGUUUCAGUUCUGCCUCCCCAUUCUCAGAAACAAGUCAGCUGGCAUCUUCUGGUAAACGACCAGCUUCACAUCUACCUCGCAAUCAUCUGGGAAGGCGAUCUUUUAUGUCAACACCAGUCUACCCUCUAGUCUUCCGCAAUCCAGUGUCAGAAGCAGAAGCCUCGGGGGUGGCUGAGGCUAGUAAUGCUGGGCGUACCACACCAAGUGAUGACAGCCUGGCUUCUCCUGUGUGGCGGCGCAGUUUGGCGAGUCCUGAACUCAAGUUCCAUGACACACUGAGUGAACUCCGGAAGAUGGAGGCUUCUCCCGAACCAAACACGAGCUCUAGGAGGGAAGGAUUCAGAUGGAGCAGCGCUAGCAGCUAUGAUUUUGGAUAUGAUGGAGAUGCCAUUGACAUUUCAGACCAUAUCAGCAUUGACUCCCAAAGAUCCCCAACAAGUUCAGCGAGUUUCCUGAAAUGUGGUUUAUGCGAGAGAUUCCUCAGGCAGAAGUCGCCAUGGAGCUCAAACCGGAUAGUUCGAAAUACCAACAUGCCAGUAGCAGCAGUCCUUCCAUGCCGACACGUCUUCCACGCAGACUGCCUGGAGGAAAGUACUCCGAAGAGCGAAGCCCAUGAACCACCUUGCCCACUGUGCACGCGAGCUCCUGACAGUGAAGGAUGCGUAUCAUUCUCGGAGCCUCUUCACGUCGCCCUCAGAUCCGCCCGCAGGAACCAUGGCAUCAGGUUUUCUUCAGGUGACGCGGGUGGUAGCAGCAGCAGCGCGAACCCUUCCCGCACCGACCAUGCGCUGAAGAGAAAUCAGUCUGCGCUCGCGCCAGCGCGCAGCGGCUCGCUGUUCCGGAACCGUUUCAAGAAGCAGUUCCCCUUCAAGGGGAGGCUCGGCAAGGACCUCUUUGGUGGCAGGGUUUUCAGGAAGGCCGGCUCGUCUUCGUCUUCCGGGGGCCAAAAGGACGACCGUCGUCAGCCGCCAGCAGCUAAUAAGCCUGACCAAUCCAUGGAGUAAGUAAGCUAGAGCGAAGGCGCGCCGCCCCUAUAUUGUGCCGCGCCGCCGUUACUCUACCCUUCUACCCUGUCCAAAUCUGUAGUAGAUGUAUCCAUAAGCUGUGAAAUGCAGUGCCAGUGCGCUGCGAGUACUCGUCCAGGACGGAGCUUGUUUGUUUUGAUUCGACGGUGCCUCUGCCUUGGAUGUGGCACCAUGAGUGCGUGAACUAACUGUGCUGUGCUUUCAUCAUGACUGGUUUGCCGCCUGUUGUUUUGUUUGGGGUGUGUCACUGUAUCGAACAAUGGGCAGGCCCGGCUGGGUCUGGAGUAUUAACAGACGAGAACGGUUAUCGUUUGCCA